Molecule: messenger RNA, 1491 nt
Organism: Cephus cinctus (wheat stem sawfly)
Lineage: Eukaryota; Metazoa; Arthropoda; Insecta; Hymenoptera; Cephidae
Product: phosphatidate cytidylyltransferase, mitochondrial
Exons: 2
Coding region: 505-1314 (269 amino acids)
Biological process (GO): CDP-diacylglycerol biosynthetic process; cardiolipin biosynthetic process
Cellular component (GO): mitochondrion
Molecular function (GO): phosphatidate cytidylyltransferase activity
Source: RefSeq, a predicted model, not a curated record
UCGAAGCCUCAUUGCUAAUGUGCUCCAUUUUAUUUAAUCUUUAAUCGUUGUUUUUACAACGAAUAUUUAUCGUGUAUGUACAAAUCUAACAGUUUGUGCAAAUGUUUGUUCUGUUGACUAUGUUCUUUUAACGUUUUAUUGCAAGAAAAUAUUGGGAUAAACAUAAAUUUUCGAUAAACUGGAUAUAACGAAUUAACCGAAAUAAUUCGAGAAGAUAAAUAUUCUUCAUGAAUAAAUUGAGAAUAUUAUAGAAUGAAAGAAUUUAAAUGAUUAAGUGCAUUUGAACAUAUUUUUUGUAAUUCUACAUAUUUAAGACUAUAAUCUCUAAUAAUUCUCAAGCAUGAUUGAAAAAAUAUCGCAGUUAUCUCAGUAUAAAAAGAUCCUGAGUGAGUUUCCACGCAGAAUGAAAUUUUGUUUUGCAUAUGGAUCUGGUGCAUUUAAACAGAAAAUAGAUCCAUCUGAAAAUAUGUUGGAUCUUAUAUUCGUUGUACGUAAUCCAAAUCAAUGGCACGAAGAAAAUAUAAGUCGCAAUCCUCAUCAUUAUGCUCAACCACUGAGAUUAUUGGGUCCGAAGCUGGAAGACUACAUAAACCAGUACAAAUUCUGGUUGAACCAGAAGAAAAUUCUCAACUGAAAACAGCUUUAGUCCAAAAUUUACAUUCAGCGGUACACGCAGCACUGCUCCUUUUACCAGAACAAUUUACAGAAAUUGACUUCUACAAGACCGUUGCUAAUUUAUCUUACAAUGGCGACUUCCGUAUGAUUUUUGGAGAAGAUAAAGAUAAAGUGAGCAAUAUCGUCAAUCCUCAGCUUUCUGUCUUCCGUGAAAUUUAUGCCCCAAUUUUGAAGCAUUUUGAUAACUAUGUGGAAAUUCCUCAAACUGAAGAAGCAGCCAUCAUGUGUCGACAAGAUACCAGGCCUAUCGCAAGGGUCCAUCACUUAAAUCAUUUACCUCGAACACCUCAAGUGAAACUUGUGAGGAUGUGGUCACAAGGACCGAGAACAAAAGAUACUGAGGACUGCCUGCGCGCUAUAGCUCACGACCCAGAAUGCAGUGAGAUAUUAGAAAAAAUUUUGCGAGAAAUCGUCUGGAAGUCAAGCGUCUCCCAAAGUUUAAAAGGCAUCCUUACAGCAGGUGUUGUAAAAUCCAUAAAAUAUAGUGCAUUAAAAAUCAUGAAGAUGAUAUCAUCAAACAAUGAACAGAAAUCUUUACCAGUGUCAAACAAAGAGCCAAACAAAGUUGAGACGAUGAUUAAAUCGGUUACAGAAAAACAAGAGGAACCUAAAGAAAUGCAAAAACGUGUGGAACCUUAAUAAUUUUAAAAGAUACAGUUGAAUGUUCAUUGUAUUAUUUGUAAAAUUAUAUGUAUAAGUCAAUAAAAAUAUCUUCAAAGAAACAGAAUUCAUAUUCAUUAUUUAUUCAGAGUAGAUAUGUUUUAUAUCAGUCUACUCUGUAAAAAUUACUAUUGUUCCUUAUUCUAUGACUAAAUU